Messenger RNA from Lytechinus variegatus (green sea urchin), 1995 nucleotides. RefSeq lists its product as uncharacterized. The coding region runs from base 1 to 1995 and encodes 664 amino acids. Gene Ontology annotation, cellular component: nucleoplasm; chromatin. The record is from RefSeq and is a predicted model, not a curated record. Gene Ontology annotation, molecular function: ubiquitin-protein transferase activity; zinc ion binding. Lineage: Eukaryota; Metazoa; Echinodermata; Echinoidea; Temnopleuroida; Toxopneustidae. The transcript has a single exon. Gene Ontology annotation, biological process: positive regulation of DNA-templated transcription.
AUGGCUGAAGCAUUAAAGAGUACAGAGUGUCCAGUGUGUCUUUCUACAUUCACCGAUCCCAAGAUCCUGUCUUGUUCUCACACUUUCUGCAAGACUUGCCUGGACAACCUCUUAGAGUGCCACGGUAACUUCCAGAUCCGAUGCCCUGUCUGCAGAGCUGUCACGCAGGUCCCAAACCAAGAUGUCGGCAAACUACAGGUAAAUCUUGCUUUGAAAAGUCUGAUAGAUGACAUGAAGGGCCAACCUCAGAUUUGCACAAAUUGCAAAUCCGAUGACAAGCCCCAUGCUGUUGUCUACUGCCAAGACUGUGGCAGGUAUCUCUGCACCUCUUGUCUUCAUACGCACUCUCAAUGGGAAGGCUUUAUUGGCCAUGAAGUCAUAGCCAUGAAUGAGAUCUCAACAGGAAGGGUUUCAGUCCGUAGAUACCGCAAAUGUAGGAAUCACCCGAAAAAAGAUGAGGAUUACUUCUGUUCCACCUGCAGGAGAUUCACAUGCUUCAGAUGCGGUGUGAUGGAACAUAAAGACGAGGGACACCAGGUUGUUGAGGGAGCUGUUUAUGAAGACAAACACAUGAAGAAAAUCGAAGACCUGAAAUCAAAGGUGGACAAGAAAAGAUCAUGCUUUCAGAAGUACAUUGAUUUCCUAGAUGACCAAUGGAAGAGUGCUGACAAUGCUAAGAAACGGUGUACUAAGGACAUAAAAAAAACAUACGAUGAAGCAGUCCGACAGUUGACAGACAAGAGAGAAAGCCUACAGAGAGAAGUCAAGGAAACGACUGAAGGAGUAGAGACAGAACUGGAAAGUAUGAAGACCAAGGCUCAGAAGCGCAUCAAUCAAUUGACGACCAUUGCUGACAUGGUAACGAAAAGAACGAAGAUACCGUUAGAUAUGGAUACUCUGGCUGUACACGACACUCUGUGUGAAGAGUUACGAGAGGUGUUGGAUCAAGAUGAUCCUGACUACGAGCAGCCGAGAAAAUCAAGCAAGAAGGGGAGAAGUGUAUUUAAGAGAAACAUUGGAAAUAAUGAGCUAGGCCUUGGUAAGAUUGUUAAUGGAGUUGGAAAAUAUGAGCUAGGCCUUGGUAAGAUUAUUCUUGUAAUGAUAAAAAUAAUAGUUAGUUUUUGUUUAGUUGGUCUUGGUAUGAUUGUUAACGAAGGCCUACAUGUAGAUGAAAAGAAUGUCGUUUUGCCUACUUAUAAUAUUGUUAAUGUAAAGAACGUCGUUUUGCCUACUUAUAAUUUUGCUGAUGUAAAGAACGUUUCUUUGCCAGCUAAGAAUAGCAUGUAUGCCAUGGUUAGUACACCAGACGGUAGAAUGGCAGUAGGAAGUGGUAAAGGUGGCAUCUCCAUCUUCUCUCCUGAUGGUAAGCUUCAGCACACAGUUCUGAAGGAUGUUAAGAUUGAUGGGCUAGGGUUCCUCUCUGAUCGUCGAUGUGUUGUGAUGGAUACUUCAAACAACAUCAGAUUGUACACACCAGAGUACAUAGGGUUGAAUGUUAUUUUUAAGACUCUAAGUCCAAAUGAAGGUGGGUUUUCUGAUCUCGCUGUUGAUGGUGAUGAUCUGAUCUAUGUGAGCUACUGGAAAGCCAAGAAGAUCCAGGUAUUUUCAACAGCAGGUGGGCAAGCAGUCAGGGAGAUACCAUGCAACGGGUAUGAACCUCGGCAAAUCACUAGUUACCAUGGUUCUCUGAUCACUUCAUCAGAUGAUACUAUCAGAUUGAUAGAUAAAGAGGGUGCUGUACAACAUAAAUUAAAGAAACCGGGUAGCAACCUUUACGCUGCUGUAUCUCAAUCGAAUACAAUCCCGAUAGCCAAAGUGAAGUAUGAUGAAGGUUUGGUGAGCAUUGACGAGUAUACAAAUGAACUAAGUUACAUUCGAAACCUUGUUAGUGAUUACAAGAUUGAGCAUGCUGAGAAAAAUUGGUAUUAUCUCCAGCAGUACCGAUCAGGAGAGAUCGCUUUCUGCACCCCGGAUAGACUCUAUAUAUUCCCCUGA